Molecule: messenger RNA, 726 nt
Organism: Thamnophis elegans (Western terrestrial garter snake)
Lineage: Eukaryota; Metazoa; Chordata; Lepidosauria; Squamata; Natricidae
Product: tetraspanin-7-like
Cellular component (GO): membrane
Source: RefSeq, a predicted model, not a curated record
AUGGCUCUCCUCAAACUUUUUCUCAUGGCUUUCAGUUUUGUCUUCUGGGCAGCAGGUCUCACCAUGCUCACCAUUGGUAUCUGGGCCAAGAUUUCAUUAGGUACCUACCUGAUGUUGUCAACCAGUCAUACCCUCCCAACCCCAUCAUUUGUUGGCUGCUGGCAUCACGAUCAUCGUUGGGGCUUUCUGGGUUGCUUUAGUGCUGCGACUGAACAUCGUUGCCUCCUGCGCACUUAUGGGGGCUUCCAACUGGCUGUCUUGGCUGCUGGGCUGACAGCAGGGGUGUCUAGCUUUUAUCGUGAGACUAUUGCUGAGGGUUUCCAGAAUGGACUGCGCGAAGCCAUACAUUCCUACACCAAGGAUGAGGAAACAGAGGCCCUGGAUUUCGUUCAGCGCAACCAAUGCUGUGGCAUAGAGAGUUACCGUGAUUGGUUUUCCUCACCCUGGUCGGUGGAGCAACAGGUGCCUAACCGCUCUGUGCCCCUCAGCUGUUGCAGGACCCGAAAAGGUUGCCUGCAUGCUCCAUUCCCUUCCGAUGCCAGAGGUAUUUACCACAACGGAUGCUUCAGCAAAGUGCACGACUUUGUCAGCUACAAUAUGUUCUACAUUGCCUCAGCUGCACUCGGACUGGCCCUCAUGCAAGUUGUGGGGAUCAUCCUUUCUUGCCUCCUGGCUGCCCGCAUCCUACCACAGGCAGAAUCAUCUGCAGGCACCACCCCACACUGA